Anneissia japonica is the source of this 1831-nucleotide messenger RNA. Its product is annotated as tripartite motif-containing protein 3-like. The transcript has a single exon. Bases 225 to 857 code for a protein of 210 amino acids. Gene Ontology annotation, biological process: negative regulation of translation; proteasome-mediated ubiquitin-dependent protein catabolic process; protein polyubiquitination. Lineage: Eukaryota; Metazoa; Echinodermata; Crinoidea; Comatulida; Comatulidae. Gene Ontology annotation, molecular function: ubiquitin protein ligase activity; translation repressor activity; protein binding. The record is from RefSeq and is a predicted model, not a curated record.
CACACGUCAAAGGAUCACCAGUGAAUGUCAAGGUGGAAACACUUGGGCUUGUUCAUACCAUUGAUGACAUAUCUGAUUAUAAAGAACAUGAUAAACUAGAGCACGUGACAGAUGUGGCGUUAGAUAGAGAUGGAUGCAUAUUAGUAUCAAGCUACAGUAAAGACGUAUUGAAGUUCAAACAAUCAGGUUCGUUUAUUGCUAGGAUACAGGUUCCACGUGAUGUGAUGGUCAAUAGAAUGCAUCAAAUAGGUGACGGUGACAUGUUGUAUAGUGAUUACGCAGGACAAUGUGUUGUAAUGUGUGAUGAAAAGUUUCAAAAAGUCCGCUCAUUUGGUAAAAGAAUGUUGAAAUAUCCAAAAGGCUUGACCUUAAACAAGGAAACUAGAACCUUGUAUGUAGCAGAUUAUGAUGCUCACUGUGUGUAUACAUUUAAUGUUGAUGAUGGCAGGAUGCUGGGUAAGAUAGGUUUAAAAGGUAGUAAAGAAGGUGGAAUAAAGGGUCUACAAGAUGUCACUUUAACUAAAGAAGGCCAUGUGAUUGUUGCCGAGUUUGAAAACGACAGAAUACAAACGUGUGAUGCAAAUCAUAAGUUUAUGAGAAUACUUGUAGACCGUGGACAGGGAGAUGGCAAAGUAUUCUGUCCUUGUGGUGUAGCAAUAGAUAUGGAUGAAAAUAUAAUAAUAUCAAGUAAUGACAAAUUACAAUUAUUCGGUAAAAACAGUGUCUUCAUAAAACGAAUAGAUCAUGAAGAUGAUGGAUUAGAUACCCCAGUCGGAAUCGCAAUAAUCUCAAAUAGACCAAGAAGAGUAGCAGUAGCAAAUUACGGAGCAAACAACAUUAAAAUAUUCAAUUAUUAGAAUGACAUCUAAAUGCUCCUUAAUAUCUCGAUUAAUAGACAAUUUUAUAGGCCUACAAAAUGAAUGUUUAUGAUCGCAAUGGGAAGAAAUUUGAGUUGAAAAAUUGAGUUGAGUUGAAUUGAACAGUCAAUCCUUCAACGAACGAAAAUAUUCUUUCUAUUGCGCUAAUAAAAGAACAUUUAAUAUUUGUUUUACAACACACAUAUUUAAAAAAAAAAAAUAUCUACACUUUUUUAAAUGGAACAGUCCAGUGUCCAGUAUUAACCAAUCAAAAGAUUGUAUUAGGUUGAAGUCAUUGUAUCCUAGGCGUCGUGUAAUGGAUCCCAUUCCAUGGAUUUAACUUUCUUGAAAGAGUCUUCGUUUCCUAGGAUGUGGUAUGCCUAAAUGUGCACGGUGGAACUAAUUCAUUGAUGAGUGACGAAAUAGGAUAAAUAACCAAUGUCACGUGAUACAAAAUCCACCAAUCAAAUGACAAGAACCUAUUUAGGUUAGGUGUCAGGCCCUACUCUUUCUGCAUUAUGUUUAAUACAUCAAUCAAUAUAUUAAGUUAAUAUAAUUAGCCACAUGAAAAAAUAAAUGUAGGAAUAAUUUUAAUAUUUAAAAUAAUAAUGAUAUUCAUGUUAGUACAUCAAUUAGAAUAUGUUAUGCCCAUCAGAUAAUAUUUUUUACGCGUAAAAAAGACUUAAAAUCUUACAAUUUUGUUUCUCUCUAUAUAUGGGUGAUUUCUUUACGUUCUUCUAUAGGCAAAAUAAUGAUAGAGAAUUGUUGCUCGGACUCUAUUAUUUUUUUUUCUCUAAAAGACAAUAAAUUCUCCUUGAUAAUCAACAUGGGUUUGCUUAAUGGCAGUUGUACAUAAAAUAUAUUUUUGGAAUGUUUUUGAUUUUAAAUGGUUUUUAAGUAAUUUGUUAUCAUGUUCUAAGUCCUAAACCAAAUAUUUUAAUAUCUUAUAAUGCAAUAAUAAAAGGUUUUAUAUU